This is a messenger RNA of Oncorhynchus nerka (sockeye salmon), 1914 nucleotides long. RefSeq names its product potassium channel modulatory factor 1 (gene kcmf1). Gene Ontology annotation, molecular function: zinc ion binding. Bases 452 to 1480 code for a protein of 342 amino acids. Gene Ontology annotation, biological process: synaptic signaling. NCBI's taxonomy places the organism in Eukaryota, Metazoa, Chordata, Actinopteri, Salmoniformes, Salmonidae. The transcript has 7 exons. Gene Ontology annotation, cellular component: plasma membrane. The record is from RefSeq and is a predicted model, not a curated record.
ACUCUCUUCCAAAAUACAUCAUCCAGGAGGAUCCUCUUGAUGGGGCUGUCCAUAUCGGCAGACCGUGAUAUGGCCAUUUCUUGGAGAGACUCCUACCCCUCCCUAACGGGUGUUGCUGGACAGCUUCAAUGUGGUGCUCUUAUUCUUCUCACUUUGCUUGGUGAGGUAGAUUGCUGCUAUAACUUGAUGACCCUUCACAUACUUAACCAUUUCCUUGACUCUCUUGUAGUGUGUAUCCAUUGUUUUCAGUGCCAUGAUGUCAUUGAGGAGCAGAUUCAAUGCAUGCCAGCACAGCCAAUGGGUGUGACGUGAAGGUGUGAGCUGUGACGCGUGUUUAAAAGGGAACUUCAGAGGACGCCGGUACAAGUGUUUAAUUUGCUACGACUACGACCUGUGCGCGUCGUGCUACGAGAGUGGCGCCACCACAACGAGACACACGACAGAACACGCCAUGCAGUGUAUAUUAACCAGGGUAGACUUUGACCUGUAUUACGGCGGUGAGGCGUUCUCAGUAGAGCAGCCCCAGAGCUUUUCUUGUCCGUAUUGUGGUAAAAUGGGAUACACAGAGACAUCCCUACAGGAGCAUGUUGCCUCCGAGCAUACAGAGACCUCCACAGAGGUGAUCUGUCCAAUAUGUGCUGCGUUGCCAGGCGGGGACCCCAAUCAUGUGACCGACGACUUUGCUGCUCAUCUCACACUUGAACACAGAGCACCUAGAGAUUUAGAUGAGUCCAGCGGCGUCCGGCACGUGCGUCGGAUGUUCCACCCCGGUCGCGGGCUGGGCGGUCCCAGGGCACGCAGGACCAACAUGCACUUUACUAGCAGCUCCACUGGGGGGCUCUCCUCCUCACAGAGCUCCUCGUACUCACCCAGUAACAGGGAAGCCAUGGACCCCAUAGCAGAGCUGUUGUCUCAGCUGUCGGGCGUGCGGCGCUCGGCGGGCGGCCAGCUCAACUCGUCGGGCCCGUCCGCAUCUCAGCUGCAGCAGUUACAGAUGCAGUUGCAGCUGGAGCGCCAGCAGGCCCAGGCGGCCCGGCAACAGCUGGAGACGGCCAGGAACACCACGCGACGCUCCAACCCCGGUGGCAACAUCAGCGCCACCAUCCCCCCGCCCAGCGCCGUCGCCAACUCGGCCGGCGUGGCCGAGAGCAACCCCAUGGCCUCCCACAGCUCCCAGUUCCUGCUCACACGGUUAAACGAGCCCAAGAUGUCGGAGGCGGAGCGGCAGGUGCUGGAGGGCGAGCGCGCCGACCGCAGCCUGUUCGUUCAGGAGCUGCUGCUGAGCACGCUGAUGCGCGAGGAGAGCUCUUCCUCGGACGAGGACGAGCGGCGAGAUUUCGCCAGCUUUGGGGCCAUGGGCUGCGUGGAUAUCAUGCCUUUAGACGUGGCCCUGGAGAAUCUCAACCUCAAGGAGAGCGGUACAGGCAGCUACGGCAGCAGCUCGAGGAGCUCUAAGGAGCCUCCACCGCCUCCUCUUUGAUGAUAUCCCAGCACCACGCAGACUUUGUCCUCUGUGCUGCUACUGCCAGUGAUGGGCGGGCGGUGCAGCAGGCUGUAUUUUGGUUUGUUUUUUGGUGAUUGUAAUUUCAGGUCUGUCACCUUUGUUACAUUGUGUACAACCAUAAAAAAGGAGAACGGGAGCGAUUGGGGAAAGUGCAAGUGGAUGAGUGCGCAGCGCCGAGCGAGCGAUGAAGAGAAAAUAAAUAUAUAAAUAUAUAUUAAAAAGUUGAUAAUCACAUAAUUUUUCUUUAGCAGGUCAGCAUUAGGUAGCCGUGGCAGACCUCUGCUUCCUGUUCUCAUGCAAAAGGCUCCUUUAUAAAUACUCCACAUUCAAAAACUGAAGAGGAAUCAGACACCCUCUGAUGAAGCUGCUGUGUGUAUUUAUGACUUAACUAAUAAAGUGCUUGAAUGGUU